Molecule: messenger RNA, 1410 nt
Organism: Anarrhichthys ocellatus (wolf-eel)
Lineage: Eukaryota; Metazoa; Chordata; Actinopteri; Perciformes; Anarhichadidae
Gene: nxnl2
Product: nucleoredoxin like 2
Exons: 2
Coding region: 223-693 (156 amino acids)
Biological process (GO): visual perception; photoreceptor cell maintenance; sensory perception of smell
Source: RefSeq, a predicted model, not a curated record
CACAUGGCUAAUGAACUACAACACGGUCCGCUUGUGUCCUCAUUGGUCCGCAGGUGAUUUAACAACAGGAUUGGCUGUAAGUAGCGUGUGCCUAAAGGUAAGCAUUACAGGAACGUAGGAGAGCCAACGUCCGAGGUGUUGAAACGAGGAAAGAAUGAGCUACAGCGACACAGAGAGCUGUCACACUCUUUGAUUUAACGCGUGUCUGAGGCUGUCGCAGACAUGGUGGAGGUAUUCACCGGGCGGACACUCGUGAAUAAAGACGGGGAGUUCGUGGAUCCCAACGAGGCGCUGAGGAAUAAAGUGGUGGGGAUCUACUUUUCUGCAGGAUGGUGUCCGCCGUGUCGGGACUUCACACCCAUCCUGUGCGAUUUCUACACGGAACUGGUGGAAGAGAACGACCCUCCGGCUCAGUUUGAGAUUGUUUUCGUCUCCUCCGACAAGUCGACCGACGACAUGGUUGAAUACUAUCACGACAUGCACGGAGACUGGCUGGCUCUGCCCUGGACGGACGAGUACAAGCAUGAGUUGAAGCAGCGUUACACGAUCACAGCGGUGCCCAAACUGGUGAUCGUGAAGGAGAACGGCGACGUGAUCACAGACAAGGGCCGCAAACAGAUCAGGGACCGGGGCCUGGCCAGCUUCAGGUCCUGGCUGGACGCUGCAGAAAUCUUCCAGAACUUUAAGGGUUAGAAAGCAAAGACGAGGAACACGUCAGACCUUCUUUUCACGACGGGCUACUGGAGCCACGAUAGAGAGCUGAACAAAAACCAAAAUAUGAUAUUCCCAAGUUGGCUCAGUGGUUCCCAACGUGGAGAAGAAGGGUCAGAAGAUGAUUUAAGAGAUGUGAAAGAGGAAAUUACAUUUCUGUUACACAAAAUGUGUUUAUUUAUUCAGAUUUAACACUAUUUUUCUGCUUUUUUUUUUCCCAUCAAAGACUGAAUAUAAUUAACUUCUUAAGCACUCUUAAAAUCCUUUGAAUGAAAUGAUGUGAGAAGGAAAAAUCUAACUGUGGUUGGAUUGCUCAUGAAUCCUGCUUUAAUGAGUUGUUUACGAGUAGAUAUGGAUUAGUUUUAAGGGUUCAAAAAGGUUGGAAACCCUUCUUUAAACAUCCUAUGCAUUAAAGACAUACCUCAGGCAUAUCCACUAUGGUUCAUAUGUAAAAGAAAAAAGAUUUGCUUUAUGGAAAUUGUGCGUUUACUUUGACUAAUACAAGCCAGCUACUGUAGUUCCUUCAGAAAUCUAUUCCUACGUUCUUUAUAAGCUUGUGCACUAACGAAACAUGCAGGCAAACCUUGCUUUAUUAAUAUCUUAACAUGCUUUUGUACAUUUAAGGUUUGACUUGUAGUUCUACUUUGAGCUGCCUGUGUAUUUUUGUAUAUUUUAUUUUAUACGAGUUUUAUUAUUACU